Molecule: messenger RNA, 1443 nt
Organism: Suhomyces tanzawaensis NRRL Y-17324
Lineage: Eukaryota; Fungi; Ascomycota; Pichiomycetes; Serinales; Debaryomycetaceae
Gene: FAL1
Product: ATP-dependent RNA helicase
Exons: 1
Coding region: 179-1378 (399 amino acids)
Cellular component (GO): nucleolus; catalytic step 2 spliceosome
Molecular function (GO): mRNA binding; ATP binding; RNA helicase activity
Source: RefSeq, a predicted model, not a curated record
AGAACAGACCCCAGACUUAAGCAUUAGCCCUGAGUACACAGAUAAGGAGCCAGCCUACUUGUACUAGAUCACUACAAACAUCCUUGCCGUGAGUCACUUACCAGGGCAAUAAAGCACCAGAAAACACCAAGAUAGCACUGUUUUUGCACCUCUUUCCAGUAUAGAGUUCCUUACCUAAAUGGACGAAUUCGACAGAGAGCUCGAUGAUGAGUUGGAAUUCACCCAAACCUCGUCCAAGAUCAAGGUGCACAGCACAUUUGAAGGCAUGAACCUCAAUCCUCUCCUUCUCAAGGGCAUCUACGAGUAUGGGUUCGAGACACCAUCGGCAAUCCAAUCCAGAGCUAUCAUGCAGAUCAUAUCCGGAAAGGAUGUGAUAGCACAAGCACAGUCGGGUACAGGAAAAACCGCCACCUUCUCCAUCGGAAUGCUCGAAGUAUUGGACACCAAGGUCAAGGAUUGUCAGGCGUUGGUGUUGUCACCGACCAGAGAAUUGGCGCUUCAAAUCCAACGGGUGAUUCAACAAUUGGGCAAAUUCAUGAAGAUUCAGUCAUACGGUUGUAUUGGAGGAAGUCAGAUCAACGAGGACAUCAAGAACUUAAAGAGCAUCAAGAAACAAAUCAUCAGUGGAACACCAGGAAGAAUCUUGGACUUGAUCAAGAGACGGUUUCUUUCAUUGAAGAGUUUGAAGUUGUUGAUUUUGGACGAAGCAGACGAAUUGUUGACCAAUGGAUUCAAAGAGCAGAUAUUUGAGAUUCUUAAAACAGUGAAUGCUGGGAUUCAAAUUGUGGUGGUCAGUGCUACCCUCACCAGAGAUGUGCUCGAAAUGACCAACAAAUUCACCUCCAAUCCGGUAAAGAUUUUGGUGAAGCGUGAAGAUGUUACACUUGAGGGGAUCAAGCAAUACUACAUUCAGUGUGACAAGGAAGACUGGAAGUUUGACACUUUAUGUGACUUGUACGACUCAUUGACGAUUACACAAGCAGUCAUUUUCUGUAAUACAAAGGUCAAGGUCAACUGGCUAACUGAGCAAAUGAGAAGACAAAACUUUACCGUAGUGUCCAUGCACGGAGAUAUGAAACAAGAUGAGAGAGAUGAAAUCAUGAACGAUUUCAGAAACGGUAACUCCAGAGUGUUAAUUUCUACCGAUGUGUGGGCUAGAGGUAUUGAUGUUCAGCAGGUAUCUUUGGUUAUCAAUUAUGAUUUACCCAUAGACAAGGAGAACUACAUCCACAGAAUCGGUAGAUCCGGUCGUUUUGGCAGAAAGGGUGUGGCCAUCAACUUGUUGGUGAAAGAAGACAGAAAGGAAUUGAAGGCGUUGGAGAAGUACUACACUACUAGAAUUAGAGAAAUGCCAUCCAACUUGGGUGAAUUGAUGUGAUGCAAUAAAUACUUAUCUAGUAUUAGUAUAUAAAAGCAAGGCGAAUGGAAGUUAGGAAUUUUCAC